AUGGGGAAGAGUGGAUGGGGCAUGGGUAAGGGACAGACACGAUCGCAGAAUUGCCGGAUAGCACCCCCGGAAUUCGAGUGGAGGGCUUGCGAAAGCGUCGUGCACGACGUCGGCGUAGGAAAAAUCUUUAACGAGGACGGAGAAAACUUGUCGGAAACGAAAAAUCCUGUACUUCACUCGAUGCCGUGUAAAAUUUAUGCCGACGAUAAUGCCAAUGUUAACACGUAUUUUAAAUCUUAUAUCAAGAAUAUCGAUGAUGAGAAUUUCAAAUCAUCGUUCAGGGGUUAUCCACUUCAAGGAAAAAAGAUUUCCGUACCUAAAGGAUAUAUGGGAGUAACGUUCUUUGAAUAUAAGAAGCCAGAAACCGAUGAGACGGAGCGUAACAUUUAUGCAACAGGUACAUUUACAGAAUUUACAUAUUGGAAUUAUGACAAGAUACCAUCGAAGAACGACGCCCUUAUAUCUGCACUCGAUUGGGUAGAUAUUGCAGAAGCGUUACAUUCGACUGAAAAUGAAACUACAUCGAGUUAACGGAUAAAUAAAUAUAGACUCUCGUUUAUAGAUAAUAAUUUUUUAUUUCUUA
Molecule: messenger RNA, 583 nt
Organism: Ceratosolen solmsi marchali
Lineage: Eukaryota; Metazoa; Arthropoda; Insecta; Hymenoptera; Agaonidae
Product: ribonuclease H2 subunit C
Exons: 4
Coding region: 1-531 (176 amino acids)
Biological process (GO): RNA catabolic process
Cellular component (GO): ribonuclease H2 complex
Source: RefSeq, a predicted model, not a curated record